CUUGUCGGUUGUAUCGCUGCUUGUCGCGCUGUAUUCACGACAAACUCGCAAUAUAAUACCUUUUGUGGGAUACACGGUAACGGAAAAAGUUACGAGGGUGGCUCGCGGUGACACGCGGAUUUUUGGUAACCGCGUACUAUCUGUGUCGGGGGUUGCAUUCCCCGGGAACGGCAUGCUCAACAACAUCUCCGCCGGCGGUUCGGUACACGGUAUUUCCGGAGCGAAGGAUCUUCAUGCACAGGACCUGAAGAGGCACGAGAAGUUGGACGGCGUGCUGGGAGUGAAUUUGGGCACCGGAUUGUCUGCCGGCGGUGGCCUCACGCUACAUCAGGAAUUAAUCAUGACCAUGCCUGGCACGGGGAACGCGGCAGCGAUCGGGCAAGGCGAUGACAAGCCUGCCAAGCAGAAACGGCACCGAACGAGGUUCACACCGGCCCAGCUGAACGAGCUCGAAAGGUGUUUCAAUCGGACCCAUUAUCCGGACAUCUUCCUCAGAGAGGAGAUAGCUGUGAAAAUCGGCCUCACGGAAAGUCGAGUCCAAGUGUGGUUUCAAAAUCGUCGAGCAAAGUGGAAAAAACGGAAGAAGUGCGGCCCAGUUUUUCGUUCCCCACCGGGUCCGUUGCUGCCAUCGCACGGCUUACCCCCGUUUGGACCGAUGAGCUCUGAUCUCUGUGGUGCUGGUAUGUUUAGCGGACCUCCUGAAAGAUGGACAAUGGGAACAGGUCUUGGACAACUGGGACAAGGAGGAAUGGGAAUGAGUGGUUUUGGCCAAAGUUUAGGACAACUUGGUCAGCAAAGUACGGGGAGCCUCGGCUCGAGCUUGGGUCUUGGUAAUUCUGGACUCCCGAUCAGCAGUCCGUCGCAAGCCGUCUAUCAAGCCAGUUAUGGACUGAAUUCCCUUGGGGGUGUACACGUGUCUGCGUCCCGAGGCUCGCCUCCAGGGGGGUCCAGCGUGGGCGGUGGUCAGGGUGGUGGUCUAGGAUCGGCCUUGAACUGCGGGCAGGGCUCGCCUGGGACGACUUCCGGGAGCGGAGGCGGUGGAGGUGGUGUUUCCUGCGUGGCUGCCGAUGUGAACGCGACCGAGGCGUCGGAUUGGAGAGGCGCGCACAGCAUCGCGGCGCUCAGGCGUCGCGCCUCGGAUGCAUCGCAGCAAUACAGUCCACAGCCACCGCCACCACCCGCAGGACCUCCCCAAUAUGCCCAGGACAUGGAGUACAAUUCCGUUUACUGAGGCCCAGCGAGUUUCGCUCUUAAUUCUACGAUAAAUCCUAUCGGGGAAAUGUUUCAAGGAUUCCCUUCGUGGAUGGUACCGAGCGGUCAACAUGCAGGGUAGCGGGUCGGAAAUAACGAGAGAAGAAAGGACACGUUGUUCUACGAUAUUUCUCUCUAACUCGUGAUUGUCACCAACAGAGAUUUGCCACGACAUAUGUACAAUUUUAAUUUUCAGCGAUUUCAAUGAUUGAACGAAUAUUCGUGGCAAGGGAUUCUGUCCAUCGAUACCAUCGAGUUGUUACGUUAUUUACAUUCUCGAGCUACGUGUAUGGUUAAAGAAGAAAAAGUUUAACGAUAGAUUUUGUUGUUACUGGAUAUAUUGAACGUAUCGAAAUGAAUUAGAAGUAUUAUAGAGCAACAGAGACGUGUGAAAAAUUCAUCACUGAUAGAAAAUAAAUAAAGAAGAUAAAAUAAGCUGCGACAACAACGAAUUUCGAUUAUUUUCUAUAGUGAUAACAAAAAGACGUGCAGUCUCAACAUUGGUUUUCAUCAUUGCUUUGGCUGGUCAAUUUACAAUCACGGAUAGGAGAGUGACUUUAUAGAAUUUUUAUCGGUUUCACCAGUGAUAAUAAGUCACGCUGAUGUCCCUUUCUUCUGCCAACGAUACGUGUAAUCGUGAUAUUCGGGUAAUGAAAACAAUGAGUCGUUAAAUUAUAUGAAUUAAUCAAGAAACAUUGAGAAAAUCCUUAAAAACGUGAAUGAUAAAAGUGAGAGAAUAAUAAAAGGAGAAGGCUUCGUUAAUUAAAAAUGCAUUAGUGAGUUCUUCAAGAGGAUUCGUGUCACGUUGAAGUUGUGCAACGCUGAAAAAAAAAAAAAGUGGUUACUUCAUAAUAUACAUAUAUUAACUUUAUCAUGGAUAUUGGUCGAACGAUUUGCUACGUUCCAUGCAUUUGUAACAUGACUGAUUCCAAAUUUAAAAUGUAUACACCGAUAAUUCACCAUCGUUCUUACAAUUGAACCGAAUGUUUAAUUUUAUCGAUAUUUUAUAACCGCUUACUGCGCGUUUAUUUCGUUAAUUUUUUCACGAAUUACUCGCAAAUAUUUAGUCGAAAUCUAAAUAAAUUAUCUAAAAAAGAGAGUUCGUUUUAGAAUUCAGAAAUAUUAUUUUGCAUUUUAUGUUUUUUCAAAGGAAUCAAUAAAUUCUGGCACCGCUGCUCGGUGUAACGAAAAAGUAUACGACAAGUUAUUAUAAUAUUAUGUAUGGCAUUGUAAAUAUAGUAAAAAAAUUAAUGUAACAAC
This is a messenger RNA of Apis laboriosa (Himalayan honeybee), 2511 nucleotides long. It is a transcript of the gene otp, whose product is annotated as homeobox protein orthopedia. Gene Ontology annotation, molecular function: DNA binding; DNA-binding transcription factor activity, RNA polymerase II-specific. Gene Ontology annotation, biological process: regulation of DNA-templated transcription; neuron differentiation. NCBI's taxonomy places the organism in Eukaryota, Metazoa, Arthropoda, Insecta, Hymenoptera, Apidae. The record is from RefSeq and is a predicted model, not a curated record. The transcript has 6 exons. Bases 173 to 1231 code for a protein of 352 amino acids.